GAUCUUUGUUUUGAGUCCCUGACUGCUCCUCUUCCUCUGGCCACUGCUUCCGAGGCAGGAGCAGGGUUUCCAGAGUCUUCUCUAAAUGAGAGUUCAUUAGCAUCUACCCUGAAGACUCUGCUGUUCUUCACAGCUUUAAUGAUCACUGUACCUAUUGGGUUAUAUUUCACCACUAAAUCUUAUGUUUUUGAAGGUGCCUUUGGGAUGUCCAAUAGGGAUAGCUAUUUUUAUGCUGCUAUUGUUGCCGUGGUUGCUGUCCACGUGGUGCUGGCCCUCUUUGUCUAUGUGGCCUGGAAUGAAGGUUCACGACAGUGGCGUGAAGGCAAACAGGAUUAAAGUGAACAUCACCUUUUGAUAGUGUUAAAUUGUUUAAAAAAUGGCAAAUGCAUCCAGGAUACUAAUUAUUUCAAUAAUGGUGAAAGAACAUGUUAAAAUCCAUCUUAAGGAGUCACAUUUGACUAGUGUAAAUUUUGAUCUUUCUGAUACAGUGGUUUGCAUCAUCUAUUUUAACUAUAAGCCUCUCAUUUGCAAAUGAAAAUUUGGAAAAAUUAAAUUGGUGGCAAAUAAUUAUGUUUAAUUACACAUUAUUCUGGGAAGAAUUUGAUUAUUUUACAACAAAAAUGUUUUAUAGCAUUUUUUCUUGUAGUUGGUUUUGAAUGUUACUUUUCUGGAUAUAUUAAUAAGGUACACAGUGAAGCAAAUCUAAACUUUAUAUUUUGUUGAAGUACUUCCCCUAACUAUCAUGAAAGUACCAGGUCAUUGGAUUUUGCGUUGUAAAUUCCUAUGGAAAAUUGCUUAAAUUGUUAAUGCUGGAAUUACUCUGAAUGUCACUGAGAAAUUUCAAAGAAAGUGUAAUCCCUAGUCAAUAGGAACCUUUGGUUACAUUAUUUCAUGGGGAAACUAGGCUGAAUUCCACCCAUUUUACACGAACUGGUUUAUUGAAGGAUCUUGAGAGCAAAGCAGAGCUAGCUGCCUCCUUGCAGGCCUGCCUGUGCUUUCAGACCAACUCUUUAAUAAGCUUUUUUGCUCUUGUUCAACAAUGAAGUUUUACUUUAAUUACCAGGUUUGUGUAAAUUGCCUUUAAAUUUGUUUUUCCUACUGUUUUUUAAUACUGUAUAUGAUAGGAAUUUACAUUUAAAUGUUUAUUUUUGCAUACUUAGGGAAUGUGAACAAUUCUGAAAAUAGAUUGUUUUUAUCACCCAGGAGGUAUUCUUGGGAUUUCUAGUCUAGUCUUUUCAAUCAGAGUC
Molecule: messenger RNA, 1247 nt
Organism: Myotis brandtii (Brandt's bat)
Lineage: Eukaryota; Metazoa; Chordata; Mammalia; Chiroptera; Vespertilionidae
Gene: VMA21
Product: VMA21 vacuolar H+-ATPase homolog (S. cerevisiae)
Exons: 3
Biological process (GO): vacuolar proton-transporting V-type ATPase complex assembly
Cellular component (GO): endoplasmic reticulum membrane
Source: RefSeq, a predicted model, not a curated record